AUGUUUGUAAAUAACAACUCAAGUUAUCUAAUUCUCAUUUACAUAGAGCGCCUUUUCUUCUUGUUCCUUCGAGCUCUAGAUCCAGAUCCAAUUUCAAGCUCCUCAUACACAACAUUUCCGAGUUUUCUAUUUCAGGUCUUGCCGGGUCAUUAUAACUGGACAACAAUGUCUAGAAGGCCAAAUACUGCUCGUCGCUUUGGAGACAAUGGGAGCCUCCCUUUUGUGGGUUCAUUACAUCCCAAAUCACGGCCAUCUCCUUUAUUUUCAAUAGGGCUUGUGGUUGUGGGAGCAUUGCUGAUAAUUGGAUACAUGUACCAUGGUUCAGGUGGAAGGAGUGGUGAUAUAACAGCUUUAAAUAGACUUGAUGACAGUGGCUCAUGUACAUUAGAAGUUCAGAAAAUUUUACCUAUAUUGAAGAAUACAUAUGGUGACAGCAUGAAAAAAGUGUUGCAUGUAGGCCCCGACACCUGCUCAGUGGUUUCUCAACUAUUAAAAGAAGAUACUGAAGCUUGGGGCAUUGAGCCAUAUGAGUUAGAUGAUGUCGAUGGCAGCUGCAAGAGUCUUGUUCUCAAAGCCAUUGUGCGUGUGGCCGAUAUCAAGUUUCCUCUUCCCUACAGGGCGAAGUCAUUCUCUCUUGUCAUUGUGUCAGAUGCUUUGGAUUACUUGUCACCCAAGUACUUAAACACGACUGUUCCAGAAUUAGCGAGGGUAGCUGCUGAUGGUUUAGUUUUAUUAUCAGGUCAGCCAGGCCAGCAGAGAGCUAAAGUGGCUGAGCUAUCAAAGUUCGGACGCCCUGCCAAACGGAGGAGCUCAACUUGGUGGAUAAGGUUUUUCAUUCAAACCGGCUUACAUGAAAAUGAACGUGCUACCAAGAAAUUCGAAACGGCUGCAGCCAAGAACUCGUAUGAGUCGACCUGCCAAGUUUUUCACCUCAAACCUUCACAUUGA
This is a messenger RNA of Fraxinus pennsylvanica, 948 nucleotides long. The record is from the annotation of a GenBank genome assembly. Lineage: Eukaryota; Viridiplantae; Streptophyta; Magnoliopsida; Lamiales; Oleaceae.